UAAUCUGACAAACCGUCAAAAUCCUCCGUCUCUCGCACGCGAUUUCACAACAAUCCCAAACAGGGAACACGUUUAAUUUUCAGUUUUUGCUCAAAAAAGUGCUCCAAAAAUGUCCAACACAGCUAGUUUUACUUGUCUCAACUGCAGCGUUCGCUUCCAGAAUGCGGAAAUGCAACGGGAACACUACAAAACCGACUGGCAUCGGUACAACCUGAAACGGAAGAUAGCGGAGCUUCCCCCUGUGAGCAUUGAGGAGUUCGAAAAGAGGAUAAACCAGCAGAAGAGUGCUGAUGCGGCCUCUCUGGAAGACCAGUCCUUGUACUGCAAGGCGUGCAAGAAGCUAUUCAAGUCGAAGAACGCCCACGAUAACCAUCUGGACAGCAGGAAGCACAAGGACAAUCUGAAGGGUUUCCUGGAACAGAAUGGUGGGGCGUCGGAGGAGGACGUUUCCGAAAAGUCUACCCGGCCGAAGAAGGAAUUCGUCGUUGUUGAUGGGGAAGCCAUGGAUGAAGAUGAGGAGGAUGAGGAUGACGACUGGGAGGAGGAAUGGGACAAUCCGAUCGAGAACAACGAUUGUCUGUUCUGCCCCAAUCACAGCGAAGAUCUAAUCAGCAACAUAAAACACAUGAGCGUGAAGCACUCGUUCUUCAUCCCGGAUGCGGAGUACUGCGUGGACGUGGAGGGAUUGUUGGGCUACCUGGCGGAGAAGAUCUGCCGGGACUUCAUCUGCAUCUGGUGCAACGAGAAGGGCCGGACGUUCUACUCGCUGGAUGCCGUCAGGAACCAUAUGGUCGAGAAGGGACACUGCAAGAUGCUGCACGAGGGAGCGGCCCUGGCGGAGUAUGUGGACUUUUACGAUUACAGCGCAAGUUAUCCGGAUCAUGGUGACGAGAUGGACAUCGACGAAGAGCUGGAAGGCCCCCAGGUGCUGGAUGGUGAUGAUUUCCAAAUGGUGCUUCCGUCCGGGGCCGUUAUUGGCCAUCGUUCGCUGCUGCGCUACUACAAGCAAAAGAUCAAUCCAAAUCGCGCGGUAGUGGUCAAGAAGUCCACGCAACGACUGCACAAGGUCCUUGCGGAAUACCGGGCGCUCGGAUGGACGUCUACACAGCAGGAAGCGGCUGCCCGGAAUGCUCGCGAUAUGCACGUCAUGAAACGACAGCAGGCUAAACUGGUUCAGCAGAUAGGGGUCAAGGCCAACAAACUGCAGAAGCACUUCCGAGUGCAGUGCAACUUCUAAAUUUGUGCGUUAACAAUGAAACAGUUGAAUAAAUUCCUUAAAACGUGGUUGUAAACAUUUA
This is a messenger RNA of Aedes aegypti (yellow fever mosquito), 1298 nucleotides long. Its product is annotated as zinc finger protein 622. The record is from RefSeq and is a predicted model, not a curated record. Gene Ontology annotation, cellular component: preribosome, large subunit precursor. Bases 110 to 1237 code for a protein of 375 amino acids. Gene Ontology annotation, molecular function: nucleic acid binding; zinc ion binding. The transcript has 2 exons. Gene Ontology annotation, biological process: ribosomal large subunit biogenesis. Lineage: Eukaryota; Metazoa; Arthropoda; Insecta; Diptera; Culicidae.